UCCAGGAAAUGUUGAUUGUUUUUCAGUGCCAAGAGAGGAUGAUAUGCUGAAGUACUCUAUGGUUGUAUCAUUAACUCAGACAAACAAGUCAAAACAGUUUCAAUCAAACUGCUUAGCCUUUUUUCCUCCCUUCCGAUCCUUGGGCUGGCUGGCUGACUUGCCCAGUUCCCAGGCCUCGAUAUUUCGCCUCGGUCUAGCCUGAGUAUCAGGCUUUUCUUACUCGCGGGGUAGGAGGAAGAAACACCCGGCAAAGUUUUCCCCCUACCCCUACUCUCUUGCUAAGAAAGGCCUGAUACUCAGGUUGGCCUCGGUCAAUCGUUUUUUGGGUCACGUGGUCCGGGACGUUCGUCUCAGAUACGUCACCGAAAUCAGUUGACCGUGAAGACCUGGGAAGAGAGGUCCCCUUCCCGCUUGUGCUUCGAUGCUUUUCGGCCCAUUCUUACUUCGAUUGUGCAGGAUUUAAGUAGUUUAUUAUCCAAUUUCUUCCUUUUUGGCUUUCGGGAAGAGUGGAGAACCUUAGUAAGUGAAGAAGCAAAAGUAUAAUGUUGGUCUUAAGGCAAUUAAUUCCUAACCUUUCCAAAAGUGCAUCGUGUCCUACGCAGGUGCCCCGAGGCCAUAGAGGGGUGUUAUCUUGGGGAGAGACGUAUAGUGCAAUUUCAGCUUGCGUGCGAUUAAGUGACAUAACAUUUCGUGGUAGCAGUCAGCAGUACAAAGAGAAGACGACUACGCCUUCACCUGUGGCGAUCACUGAAGUGUUUACUGAUAGUGAGGCCGUGAAGAUCCGCUGGCAGGAUGGAAGCAGCACAAAAUUUCAUAACAUUUGGCUGCGUGAUCAUUGCCAGUGUAAGCAGUGUUACAACUAUGACACACAUCAGAAAGAGCUGAACAUUUUAGACGUUCCACUUGAUAUUCAACCAGCAAAUGUGGUCAUUCAUGACCAAAACAACCUGUCAAUCAAGUGGCCAGACAGUCAUGAAACAAUUUAUGAUGCAGAAUGGCUCAGAAAACACUCUUACACUGGAGGCACCAAACCACGAAACCACAAAGAAGAGCUGUUCUUGUGGGACAAGAAAAUCAUUGAAUCAAACAUGCCUUGUGGCUUUGAUUUUGCCAAGGUUCUUUCUGACGAUGAUGAGCUUUUCACACUCUUUCAAGGAAUUAUAAGGUAUGGCUUUGCAUUUGUAGAUAACACACCAACUGAAGUUGGUGCCAUAGAAGAAGUGGCCACAAAGUUGAGUGGCUUUGUCAGGGAAACCCAUUAUGGUAAACUAUGGGAAUUUUCAAAUGAGGUUUUGGAACAUGCCGACACUGCUUACACAGCAGCCUACCUCCGUGGACACACAGACAGCACCUAUUUCACAAAUCCGGUUGCACUUCAGAUGUUGCACUGCAUUGGACAUGAAGGAACUGGUGGGAUGAAUUUGCUGGUGGAUGGCUUCUUCGCGGCAGAAAAGCUGAAGAAAGAUGACAAGGACUCCUUUGAUUUCCUUUCAUCAACUACACUUCCUUUUCACUACAAAUCCGAGAGCCUUCACUUGAAAGCUCAUGGGCCAAUAAUUGAGCUUGAUCCCUUUGAUGGUGGUAUUUCCCAGAUAAGGUUUAAUAAUUAUGAUAUGGAAACUUUGGAUUGUCUCAAGUAUGGCGAUAUUCCUCGAUAUUACAAAGCUUUGAAAUCAUUCACUGGUCUCGCGUGUGCCCCAGAGAAUCAGUUUUGGUUCAAGUUAGUUCCUGGUUUGUUGCUGAUCAUGGGCAACUGGAGGGUACUGCAUGGAAGAUCCUCCUUUACGGGAAAAAGGACAAUGCAUGGCUGUUAUCUUAAUGGGGAUGACUUCUUUGGAAAGUACAGGGCAAAAGCUGCUGCCCACAGUAUGUGACUUUUUACGUGCAUAUUAUGGUAAUUCACUUCAAUUCAUCAUUUUUUUCAAACAAAGUUACUAAACUCUACACUCUCAAAAAUGGCUCACUGCACAUUAUUAAUAAAUACCUAAGCAAGAUUCUUAACAUCAAAAAUGGUGAUAAUAGCAUAUUUACAGUCAAAACAGCUCAAGCAUUCCUGCCAAGGGUGAAUGAAUGAGUUCAUUAUCGGAAAUUUGAUUUCCUUACUCAUUUCAAUAGUCAGUUAUUUAAGUGAAGAUUGGAUUAAUGAACAAUACACUUAUACCAUAUUUGGAAUGCUAAGCACCAGGACUUCUCCUGUAGUGGUGGGAAAGAUAUCAAAGAUGGUUGACAUCGAAGCAAGUUUUAUGGAAGGGACAGAAAAGGUCGGUUUGCAUCAAGAUACCUGACUAUUUUUGAAGAGGUUCAUUUUAAAUAAAGUUCAUUAAUCCAAUCAAAAUUCAAGUAUUGGAUCGAGUCUUGUUUUGAAUUUUCUACUCUUCACUUGAAUAACAGACUAUUGAAACGAGUAAUGAAAUCAAAUUUCUGAUAAUGAACUCGUUCAUUCACCCUUGGCAGGAACGCUUGAGCUGUUUUGACUGUAGUAUAGUUCCAAGUCUGAUAUUUUUAGACAAAAUGUCAUAUAGUUUGUCCUUCCAUUAUAUUAACUUAAUAUAGCCUUUGUUUCAUUUUCAUUCCUUUUAUUUCCACUUAUUUUAUUCCUAACAUAUUACCAUUAUUACACAGCAUACAUUGUAUCGUAGACAGUAGGUCCACAUCAGCCUACAGAGCUAAAAAUAAUUUUCGGACCGUGGCCGGUCAUGUUGACUGGCCAAAGUAAUUUUAGCUCGGUCACAUCUCAUUUCUGACUGGUCAGGUAUUUUAUUCAGAAUGAAUAAUGUGACCAUGUCAACAUGACAUGACCGGUCAACAUUACUGGCGAGUGAAGUUUUUGGCCAGUCAAGUCACCAUUCUGGCUGGACAUUGUCUGUUGACUGGCCAUUAUUUUGAGCCGCAACCUACUAUAACAAAUAAAGUAUGCAUGUAUGUGUGAAUGUAUCUAGUAUGUGAUCCAAAGAUUGUUAUUAAUUUGAUAAGAUGCAUUUUCACUUAGUAUAUUCAUAUAGUAAAGUAA
Messenger RNA from Orbicella faveolata, 3010 nucleotides. RefSeq names its product trimethyllysine dioxygenase, mitochondrial-like. Gene Ontology annotation, biological process: carnitine biosynthetic process. The record is from RefSeq and is a predicted model, not a curated record. Gene Ontology annotation, cellular component: mitochondrion. Lineage: Eukaryota; Metazoa; Cnidaria; Anthozoa; Scleractinia; Merulinidae. Gene Ontology annotation, molecular function: iron ion binding; trimethyllysine dioxygenase activity.